This is a messenger RNA of Acaulospora morrowiae, 3972 nucleotides long. NCBI's taxonomy places the organism in Eukaryota, Fungi, Glomeromycota, Glomeromycetes, Diversisporales, Acaulosporaceae. The record is from the annotation of a GenBank genome assembly.
AUGGAAAAGAAAUUCACAAAAGCCACGGACGCGCUGGCCCUCCCCCGUGACACGCGGGCCCACGGGUUUAGCUUAAGGAAGUAUUCCUUGUUCGGACACGCAAACAUUUCCAUGGUCACGCACGCGCGGGCGCUACCCGUCAGUUUUACACCUUUUCAACACGUGGGCUGCUGGAGUCCACCCGUUGAAAUCCUUAACUCACAAGACAAGGCCAGUUAUCUCGGAAGGAUGGAAAACGUUUUGUCAACGGAUAUCAAAGACCAGGUUUUCGAAAGCAUUCACCAUAUCCUGAAUAACAAUGUCGACAAUCCAGAAGCCUUGGAAUUUUUGUUUGUGAGUCAUUUUUCAACGUUAGAAACAAAUCGAAGAGUUUUACCACCGGGCUUAAACGAGCCUUUAUCACGUGAGGAUGUACAUCGGGAACUAAGUGAACGAUUUCUGACGCCUGGCACGUCAUUCCCUGUUUCUUGGCUUUCCAAGUGCCAACAAUAUUGGGAGCGGGAUCCAGAUUUUCUAUCACUUACUUCCUUGGAGCCUUCAAAAUCACGAGUCUCACUAGAAAUUAUAAGAGAAAAACCGGGUGGGAUUAUCACUGUGGUUGGAGAAUCGAAACUGACUCCUCAAAAUUCAACAUCAUUUCUGCGCGAACCGGGGGCCCGUAAUGACUUUGUAAGAGGAAAUUCGAAUUACUAUCCUUUUGCUCCUGGUGGUUUGGAAUCUGAAGUCCUGAUUGACUUGGAAGACGGAGUUUCGAAGGAUCUUGAUAAUGCCUUAAAUUUUGAUGAAGAUGAAAUUCUUUCGGUGCCGCCGGGGUUCGAACGUGGCUUGAUUUUUGAAGAUGAGUCAGCUAAAGAAAGAAAUGCAAAUCAGAAGAAAGCCGUGGCGGGAUUAAAUAUUACAGACAUGAUAAUCCAUGACGAUGAGGAACUCGCCGAGUUAUUUGAACUUAAUGACGCUGAUAUAAAAGAACAAGACUCCGAGUUUGUACCAGCUGAUGAUGAGGAAGAUUUAGAAACUACUCAAUCACAACCUUUUGAGGGUGAUGUGGAAGAUGCAGUUGAUAGCUUGUUACCGGUUCAGUUACCUUCCCUCGAGAAUGCAAAAGUGACCAAUAAACCAAAUGAUAAUGAUGACCAGAAAGGAGAUUGGGCUCAUGUUAUUGAUAUAAACGCAGACAUCUCUAACUUUAGAGAGUUAGUUCCCGAAUUGGCUCGUGAGUAUACAUUUACGCUGGAUUCUUUUCAAAAGCAUGCCAUAUAUCAUAUAGAAAAAGGAGAUUCCGUUUUCGUGGCGGCUCAUACAUCAGCAGGAAAAACUGUGGUAGCUGAGUAUGCCAUUGCUUUAUCGACCAAGCACGAAACGCGGGCAAUUUAUACGUCUCCAAUCAAGGCUCUAUCUAAUCAAAAAUUCAAGGAUUUCAGGAAAGAGUUUGGCGACGUUGGUAUUCUUACCGGCGACAUACAAAUAAACCCUGAAGCUUCGUGUUUGAUUAUGACCACCGAGAUUUUAAGGUCGAUGUUGUAUAGGGGAGCCGAUUUAAUUAGAGAUGUCGAGUUUGUGAUAUUUGAUGAGGUUCACUAUGUUAAUAAUGCAGAGCGUGGUGUAGUCUGGGAAGAAGUUUUAAUCAUGCUUCCCAAAAAUGUCAAGCUUAUUCUCUUAUCAGCCACCGUUCCAAAUACUAAGGAGUUUGCUGAUUGGAUUGGUACACCAAGACGUCCUAUACCACUAGAACAUUACUUAUACGUGGAUAAGGAAAUUUAUAAGAUCGUGGACGAAAAAAAAACGUUUUUGAACGCGGGUUGGAAGCAGGUCAAGGGAGCUCUAGCAAAGGCAACGAAAGGACGCAGCAAAGGUCGUCAGCCCUCUCAUAGGGGCCCCAUUCAUUACCCACCAGGCUAUUUUGUUGGUCUUGUUGGUUUUCUUGAAAAGAAAGAAUAUCUGCCCGCGAUUCUUUUCACUUUUUCUAAACUAAAAUGCGAAGAAUAUGCACAUGGGAUAAAGGAUCUAACCAGCAAAGAAGAUAAGAGUAAAAUUCUUACAUUUAUUAAUAAGAGUCUGACACGGCUAAAAGGAACCGACAGAGAAUUACCUCAGGUGAAGAGAAUUAGUGAGCUGUUAAUAAAAGGUGUCGCCGUACAUCACGGAGGAUUGCUUCCAACUGUGAAAGAGAUAGUUGAACACCUAUUUGAAAAAAAAUUGGUGAAGGUCCUUUUUGCGACAGAAACUUUUGCCAUGGGAAUAAAUAUGCCUGCACGCACAGUGGUUUUUACAGGGAUUACAAAGAAUGAUGGGAAGAGGCGUCGAGAACUAAAUCCAAGUGAAUACACGCAAAUGUCUGGUCGUGCAGGUCGUAGAGGUACCGACAAAACAGGAAUCGUGAUAAUAACUUUUCCUCCGGAAGAUGUUCCCGAGUCGUCAGAGCUCAAUAAAAUGAUUUUGGGCAAAUCGGAAAAGUUGGAGUCGCAAUUUCGUCUUACGUACAAUAUGAUCCUUAAUUUGUUUCGCUUUGAGGUGUUAAACGCUACGGAAAUGAUUGGAUGCAGUUUUUUUGAAAAUGCAAAUCAAAAACAGUUACCGGAGCAUCAGAAGGAGUAUGAGAAGGCUCAAAAAGCUCUUAGAGAAUGCCAGAAACUUGAUUGUGAAAUAUGUAAAGUGGAUAUAAAUGUGUUUUAUGAUAAAUCAGUAGAAAUUUUGAGAUUAAGACAUGAGCUACCAAUUUAUGAUUUUUUGAGAGAAGGGAGAAUCGUGAUCGUCAAUAAUAUGUCUUACAGAAAUGUUCCGGCGGUGGUGUUGAGACGCCCAAUAAAAAAUGUGCUUAAGGUCAUCAUGUUUUUGGAUAAGAAUUUGUCCGAAAAUAGACGAGACCCUGAUGAGUUAGAAUGCCCAGUAUUUUUGCUAAUUAAUAAAGUCUCGGUUCCUGAUCCAAGCGUGUGCAUACCUGAGAUCGAUUCUUUGCUCUGCGACGAUAUUACCCGAGUGACUAAGUCUAUUGUUAAACUGGAUGUUUCGAAAAUAGAACAAAAGGAUCCGCUUGAAAUAUCAAAAUUAAAUCAAGAAUUAUUACAAUAUGCAGCUGAAACCCAAACGAAUGGAAUUACCGAAGUUGAUUCUUUAAAAAAAAAAGACUACAAUUUUCAACUCGGAUGGGCGAGGAAGGACAAGUUAAUGAAUGACCUGAAAAAUCUAAAAUGCCAAAUUUGUCCGGACCUGAGCGAACACUAUCGAAUCAUACAUAAUGAACGUCACCUUAAGAGAAAAGUUGAAGACAGUCAUCGUAUGUUAACCAAAAACCUCGAACUUUUACCAGAAUACAAUCAGAGGGUCGAAGUGCUCGAUAAGUUGGGUUACAUUUCCAAAGAUCACAAUGUUACGUUGAAAGGUCGUUCCGCGUGUGAGAUUAACUCGGCCGAUGAACUAGUUCUGACGGAAUUAAUUUUUAAUAAUGUUUUGAAUAAAUACGAGCCCUCAGAAAUAGUUGCACUAUUGUCAUGUUUUGUGUUUCAAGAAAAGUUAAGAUACAGGACGAAACCAAACUUAACUCCAAAUCUGGAGGAGGGAAUAAACUUUAUCUUGGAGUCUGCCGAGAAAGUUGGACAGAUUCAACUUGAACAUGGACUUCUUGAGGAAGCACCUGAUGACACCGACGACAUACCUAAAGAUUUUAUGACGUCUGAGAAUGAUAAAUUAUCUAACUAUAUUGAGAAAUUCAAGCCUGAUCUUGUUGAAGUCGUGUACGAAUGGGCCCAGGGGAAGUCCUUCAAAGAGGUCAAGGACUUAACUGAAGUUAUGGAAGGUUCCAUUGUUCGAUGUAUUACGCGGUUGGAUGAGACCUGCCGUGAAGUAAGAAACGUGGCUCAGAUCAUGGGUAAUCAAACUUUGGUCAAAAAGAUGGAUGAGGCACGGGUGUUUAUAAAACGCGAUAUCAUAUUUGUUACUAGCCUCUAUCAUCAAGACCAAUCUAUAGACAUAUAA